Caenorhabditis angaria is the source of this 13801-nucleotide messenger RNA. The record is from the annotation of a GenBank genome assembly. Lineage: Eukaryota; Metazoa; Nematoda; Chromadorea; Rhabditida; Rhabditidae.
AUGUUUUCGAGGUUUGGUGGUUUAUUGGGAAAUGCCAUGACGGCUUGUACAAGCAGAUUAACAAGGUAUGUUUGGGAAAUUGAUAUCUUGAAUAAAAGUUAAAAGUUUGAAAAUUUACAGCCUUUUACCGUCAACAUCACCAUUCCAACAACAAAUCGCAUCGAUCUCAACAUCUCUUCCGUUUUGCAGAAAUAAUUUUCUUCAAUUUAUUCACUAUCGAAAUGGUCCACCAAAACGAAGAGCUCGAUCAAAGGAUAAAAGUCCAAUUAGUGGAUAUAAUCAUUAUAAGGGAAUUGUGUUGAAAAGUGAGUUUUAUUUUUUAAUGGGUGUUUAUAUUAAAAGGUGAUUUUAAUCCAUAAAAAUGAGCUAGAAUAGAAAAUCGUCAAUUCGAAGUUACUUUCAAAUGACGAUUUAUUAUUUUUAUCCAUAAAAAUGAGCUAGAAUAGAAAAUCGUCAAUUCGAAGUUACUUCCAAAUGACGAUUUAUUAUUUUUAUCCAUAAAAAUGAGCUAGAAUAGAAAAUCGUCAAUUCGAAGUUACUUUCAAAUGACGAUUUAUUAUUUUUAUCCAUAAAAAUGAGCUAGAAUAGAAAAUCGUCAAUUCGAAGUUACUUCCAAAUGACGAUUCAUUAUUUUUAUCCAUAAAAAUGAGCUAGAAUAGAAAAUCGUCAAUUCGAAGUUACUUCCAAAUGACGAUUUAUUAUUUUUAUCCAUAAAAAUGAGCUAGAAUAGAAAAUCGUCAAUUCGAAGUUACUUUCAAAUGACGAUUCAUUAUUUUUAUCCAUAAAAAUGAGCUAGAAUAGAAAAUCGUCAAUUCGAAGUUACUUCCAAAUGACGAUUUAUUAUUUUUAUCCAUAAAAAUGAGCUAGAAUAGAAAAUCGUCAAUUCGAAGUUACUUCCAAAUGACGAUUCAUUAUUUUUAUCCAUAAAAAUGAGCUAGAAUAGAAAAUCGUCAAUUCGAAGUUACUUCCAAAUGACGAUUCAUUAUUUUUAUCCAUAAAAAUGAGCUAGAAUAGAAAAUCGUCAAUUCGAAGUUACUUCCAAAUGACGAUUUAUUAUUUUUAUCCAUAAAAAUGAGCUAGAAUAGAAAAUCGUCAAUUCGAAGUUACUUUCAAAUGACGAUUUAUUAUUUUUAUCCAUAAAAAUGAGCUAGAAUAGAAAAUCGUCAAUUCGAAGUUACUUCCAAAUGACGAUUUAUUAUUUUUAUCCAUAAAAAUGAGCUAGAAUAGAAAAUCGUCAAUUCGAAGUUACUUCCAAAUGACGAUUUAUUAUUUUUAUCCAUAAAAAUGAGCUAGAAUAGAAAAUCGUCAAUUCGAAGUUACUUUCAAAUGACGAUUUAUUAUUUUAUCCAUAAAAAUGAGCUAGAAUAGAAAAUCGUCAAUUCGAAGUUACUUUCAAAUGACGAUUUAUUAUUUUUAUCCAUAAAAAUGAGCUAGAAUAGAAAAUCGUCAAUUCGAAGUUACUUCCAAAUGACGAUUCAUUAUUUUUAUCCAUAAAAAUGAGCUAGAAUAGAAAAUCGUCAAUUCGAAGUUACUUCCAAAUGACGAUUUAUUAUUUUUAUCCAUAAAAAUGAGCUAGAAUAGAAAAUCGUCAAUUCGAAGUUACUUCCAAAUGACGAUUUAUUAUUUUUAUCCAUAAAAAUGAGCUAGAAUAGAAAAUCGUCAAUUCGAAGUUACUUCCAAAUGACGAUUUAUUAUUUUUAUCCAUAAAAAUGAGCUAGAAUAGAAAAUCGUCAAUUCGAAGUUACUUCCAAAUGACGAUUCAUUAUUUUUAUCCAUAAAAAUGAGCUAGAAUAGAAAAUCGUCAAUUCGAAGUUAGUUUCAAAUGACGAUUUAUUAUUUUUAUCCAUAAAAAUGAGCUAGAAUAGAAAAUCGUCAAUUCGAAGUUACUUUCAAAUGACGAUUUAUUAUUUUUAUCCAUAAAAAUGAGCUAGAAUAGAAAAUCGUCAAUUCGAAGUUACUUCCAAAUGACGAUUUAUUAUUUUUAUCCAUAAAAAUGAGCUAGAAUAGAAAAUCGUCAAUUCGAAGUUACUUUCAAAUGACGAUUCAUUAUUUUUAUCCAUAAAAAUGAGCUAGAAUAGAAAAUCGUCAAUUCGAAGUUACUUUCAAAUGACGAUUCAUUAUUUUUAUCCAUAAAAAUGAGCUAGAAUAGAAAAUCGUCAAUUCGAAGUUACUUUCAAAUGACGAUUUAUUAUUUUUAUCCAUAAAAAUGAGCUAGAAUAGAAAAUCGUCAAUUCGAAGUUACUUUCAAAUGACGAUUUAUUAUUUUUAUCCAUAAAAAUGAGCUAGAAUAGAAAAUCGUCAAUUCGAAGUUACUUUCAAAUGACGAUUUAUUAUUUUUAUCCAUAAAAAUGAGCUAGAAUAGAAAAUCGUCAAUUCGAAGUUACUUUCAAAUGACGAUUUAUUAUUUUUAUCCAUAAAAAUGAGCUAGAAUAGAAAAUCGUCAAUUCGAAGUUACUUCCAAAUGACGAUUUAUUAUUUUUAUCCAUAAAAAUGAGCUAGAAUAGAAAAUCGUCAAUUCGAAGUUACUUUCAAAUGACGAUUCAUUAUUUUUAUCCAUAAAAAUGAGCUAGAAUAGAAAAUCGUCAAUUCGAAGUUACUUUCAAAUGACGAUUCAUUAUUUUUAUCCAUAAAAAUGAGCUAGAAUAGAAAAUCGUCAAUUCGAAGUUACUUCCAAAUGACGAUUUAUUAUUUUUAUCCAUAAAAAUGAGCUAGAAUAGAAAAUCGUCAAUUCGAAGUUACUUUCAAAUGACGAUUUAUUAUUUUUAUCCAUAAAAAUGAGCUAGAAUAGAAAAUCGUCAAUUCGAAGUUACUUCCAAAUGACGAUUUAUUAUUUUUAUCCAUAAAAAUGAGCUAGAAUAGAAAAUCGUCAAUUCGAAGUUACUUCCAAAUGACGAUUUAUUAUUUUUAUCCAUAAAAAUGAGCUAGAAUAGAAAAUCGUCAAUUCGAAGUUACUUACAAAUGACGAUUUAUUAUUUUUAUCCAUAAAAAUGAGCUAGAAUAGAAAAUCGUCAAUUCGAAGUUACUUUCAAAUGACGAUUUAUUAUUUUUAUCCAUAAAAAUGAGCUAGAAUAGAAAAUCGUCAAUUCGAAGUUACUUUCAAAUGACGAUUUAUUAUUUUUAUCCAUAAAAAUGAGCUAGAAUAGAAAAUCGUCAAUUCGAAGUUACUUUCAAAUGACGAUUUAUUAUUUUUAUCCAUAAAAAUGAGCUAGAAUAAAAAAUCGUCAAUUCGAAGUUACUUUCAAAUGACGAUUUAUUAUUUUUAUCCAUAAAAAUGAGCUAGAAUAGAAAAUCGUCAAUUCGAAGUUACUUUCAAAUGACGAUUUAUUAUUUUUAUCCAUAAAAAUGAGCUAGAAUAGAAAAUCGUCAAUUCGAAGUUACUUUCAAAUGACGAUUUAUUAUUUUUAUCCAUAAAAAUGAGCUAGAAUAGAAAAUCGUCAAUUCGAAGUUACUUCCAAAUGACGAUUUAUUAUUUUUAUCCAUAAAAAUGAGCUAGAAUAGAAAAUCGUCAAUUCGAAGUUACUUUCAAAUGACGAUUCAUUAUUUUUAUCCAUAAAAAUGAGCUAGAAUAGAAAAUCGUCAAUUCGAAGUUACUUUCAAAUGACGAUUCAUUAUUUUUAUCCAUAAAAAUGAGCUAGAAUAGAAAAUCGUCAAUUCGAAGUUACUUCCAAAUGACGAUUUAUUAUUUUUAUCCAUAAAAAUGAGCUAGAAUAGAAAAUCGUCAAUUCGAAGUUACUUUCAAAUGACGAUUCAUUAUUUUUAUCCAUAAAAAUGAGCUAGAAUAGAAAAUCGUCAAUUCGAAGUUACUUCCAAAUGACGAUUUAUUAUUUUUAUCCAUAAAAAUGAGCUAGAAUAGAAAAUCGUCAAUUCGAAGUUACUUCCAAAUGACGAUUUAUUAUUUUUAUCCAUAAAAAUGAGCUAGAAUAGAAAAUCGUCAAUUCGAAGUUACUUCCAAAUGACGAUUUAUUAUUUUUAUCCAUAAAAAUGAGCUAGAAUAGAAAAUCGUCAAUUCGAAGUUACUUCCAAAUGACGAUUUAUUAUUUUUAUCCAUAAAAAUGAGCUAGAAUAGAAAAUCGUCAAUUCGAAGUUACUUCCAAAUGACGAUUCAUUAUUUUUAUCCAUAAAAAUGAGCUAGAAUAGAAAAUCGUCAAUUCGAAGUUACUUCCAAAUGACGAUUUAUUAUUUUUAUCCAUAAAAAUGAGCUAGAAUAGAAAAUCGUCAAUUCGAAGUUACUUCCAAAUGACGAUUUAUUAUUUUUAUCCAUAAAAAUGAGCUAGAAUAGAAAAUCGUCAAUUCGAAGUUACUUCCAAAUGACGAUUUAUUAUUUUUAUCCAUAAAAAUGAGCUAGAAUAGAAAAUCGUCAAUUCGAAGUUACUUCCAAAUGACGAUUUAUUAUUUUUAUCCAUAAAAAUGAGCUAGAAUAGAAAAUCGUCAAUUCGAAGUUACUUCCAAAUGACGAUUUAUUAUUUUUAUCCAUAAAAAUGAGCUAGAAUAGAAAAUCGUCAAUUCGAAGUUACUUCCAAAUGACGAUUCAUUAUUUUUAUCCAUAAAAAUGAGCUAGAAUAGAAAAUCGUCAAUUCGAAGUUACUUCCAAAUGACGAUUUAUUAUUUUUAUCCAUAAAAAUGAGCUAGAAUAGAAAAUCGUCAAUUCGAAGUUACUUCCAAAUGACGAUUUAUUAUUUUUAUCCAUAAAAAUGAGCUAGAAUAGAAAAUCGUCAAUUCGAAGUUACUUCCAAAUGACGAUUUAUUAUUUUUAUCCAUAAAAAUGAGCUAGAAUAGAAAAUCGUCAAUUCGAAGUUACUUCCAAAUGACGAUUUAUUAUUUUUAUCCAUAAAAAUGAGCUAGAAUAGAAAAUCGUCAAUUCGAAGUUACUUCCAAAUGACGAUUUAUUAUUUUUAUCCAUAAAAAUGAGCUAGAAUAGAAAAUCGUCAAUUCGAAGUUACUUUCAAAUGACGAUUUAUUAUUUUUAUCCAUAAAAAUGAGCUAGAAUAGAAAAUCGUCAAUUCGAAGUUACUUCCAAAUGACGAUUUAUUAUUUUUAUCCAUAAAAAUGAGCUAGAAUAGAAAAUCGUCAAUUCGAAGUUACUUUCAAAUGACGAUUCAUUAUUUUAUCCAUAAAAAUGAGCUAGAAUAGAAAAUCGUCAAUUCGAAGUUACUUUCAAAUGACGAUUCAUUAUUUUUAUCCAUAAAAAUGAGCUAGAAUAGAAAAUCGUCAAUUCGAAGUUACUUCCAAAUGACGAUUUAUUAUUUUUAUCCAUAAAAAUGAGCUAGAAUAGAAAAUCGUCAAUUCGAAGUUACUUUCAAAUGACGAUUCAUUAUUUUUAUCCAUAAAAAUGAGCUAGAAUAGAAAAUCGUCAAUUCGAAGUUACUUCCAAAUGACGAUUUAUUAUUUUUAUCCAUAAAAAUGAGCUAGAAUAGAAAAUCGUCAAUUCGAAGUUACUUUCAAAUGACGAUUUAUUAUUUUUAUCCAUAAAAAUGAGCUAGAAUAGAAAAUCGUCAAUUCGAAGUUACUUCCAAAUGACGAUUCAUUAUUUUUAUCCAUAAAAAUGAGCUAGAAUAGAAAAUCGUCAAUUCGAAGUUACUUCCAAAUGACGAUUUAUUAUUUUUAUCCAUAAAAAUGAGCUAGAAUAGAAAAUCGUCAAUUCGAAGUUACUUACAAAUGACGAUUUAUUAUUUUUAUCCAUAAAAAUGAGCUAGAAUAGAAAAUCGUCAAUUCGAAGUUACUUUCAAAUGACGAUUUAUUAUUUUUAUCCAUAAAAAUGAGCUAGAAUAGAAAAUCGUCAAUUCGAAGUUACUUUCAAAUGACGAUUCAUUAUUUUAUCCAUAAAAAUGAGCUAGAAUAGAAAAUCGUCAAUUCGAAGUUACUUUCAAAUGACGAUUUAUUAUUUUUAUCCAUAAAAAUGAGCUAGAAUAGAAAAUCGUCAAUUCGAAGUUACUUUCAAAUGACGAUUCAUUAUUUUUAUCCAUAAAAAUGAGCUAGAAUAGAAAAUCGUCAAUUCGAAGUUACUUCCAAAUGACGAUUUAUUAUUUUUAUCCAUGAAAAUGAGCUAGAAUAGAAAAUCGUCAAUUCGAAGUUACUUUCAAAUGACGAUUUAUUAUUUUUAUCCAUAAAAAUGAGCUAGAAUAGAAAAUCGUCAAUUCGAAGUUACUUUCAAAUGACGAUUUAUUAUUUUUAUCCAUAAAAAUGAGCUAGAAUAGAAAAUCGUCAAUUCGAAGUUACUUACAAAUGACGAUUUAUUAUUUUUAUCCAUAAAAAUGAGCUAGAAUAGAAAAUCGUCAAUUCGAAGUUACUUUCAAAUGACGAUUUAUUAUUUUUAUCCAUAAAAAUGAGCUAGAAUAGAAAAUCGUCAAUUCGAAGUUACUUUCAAAUGACGAUUCAUUAUUUUUAUCCAUAAAAAUGAGCUAGAAUAGAAAAUCGUCAAUUCGAAGUUACUUCCAAAUGACGAUUUAUUAUUUUUAUCCAUAAAAAUGAGCUAGAAUAGAAAAUCGUGAAUUAGAAGUUACUUUCAAAUGACGAUUCAUUAUUUUUAUCCAUAAAAAUGAGCUAGAAUAGAAAAUCGUCAAUUCGAAGUUACUUUCAAAUGACGAUUUAUUAUUUUUAUCCAUAAAAAUGAGCUAGAAUAGAAAAUCGUCAAUUCGAAGUUACUUUCAAAUGACGAUUCAUUAUUUUUAUCCAUAAAAAUGAGCUAGAAUAGAAAAUCGUCAAUUCGAAGUUACUUUCAAAUGACGAUUUAUUAUUUUUAUCCAUAAAAAUGAGCUAGAAUAGAAAAUCGUCAAUUCGAAGUUACUUUCAAAUGACGAUUCAUUAUUUUUAUCCAUAAAAAUGAGCUAGAAUAGAAAAUCGUCAAUUCGAAGUUACUUCCAAAUGACGAUUUAUUAUUUUUAUCCAUAAAAAUGAGCUAGAAUAGAAAAUCGUCAAUUCGAAGUUACUUUCAAAUGACGAUUCAUUAUUUUUAUCCAUAAAAAUGAGCUAGAAUAGAAAAUCGUCAAUUCGAAGUUACUUACAAAUGACGAUUUAUUAUUUUUAUCCAUAAAAAUGAGCUAGAAUAGAAAAUCGUCAAUUCGAAGUUACUUCCAAAUGACGAUUCAUUAUUUUUAUCCAUAAAAAUGAGCUAGAAUAGAAAAUCGUCAAUUCGAAGUUACUUCCAAAUGACGAUUUAUUAUUUUUAUCCAUAAAAAUGAGCUAGAAUAGAAAAUCGUCAAUUCGAAGUUACUUACAAAUGACGAUUUAUUAUUUUUAUCCAUAAAAAUGAGCUAGAAUAGAAAAUCGUCAAUUCGAAGUUACUUACAAAUGACGAUUUAUUAUUUUUAUCCAUAAAAAUGAGCUAGAAUAGAAAAUCGUCAAUUCGAAGUUACUUUCAAAUGACGAUUUAUUAUUUUUAUCCAUAAAAAUGAGCUAGAAUAGAAAAUCGUCAAUUCGAAGUUACUUUCAAAUGACGAUUUAUUAUUUUUAUCCAUAAAAAUGAGCUAGAAUAGAAAAUCGUCAAUUCGAAGUUACUUCCAAAUGACGAUUCAUUAUUUUUAUCCAUAAAAAUGAGCUAGAAUAGAAAAUCGUCAAUUCGAAGUUACUUCCAAAUGACGAUUUAUUAUUUUUAUCCAUAAAAAUGAGCUAGAAUAGAAAAUCGUGAAUUAGAAGUUACUUUCAAAUGACGAUUCAUUAUUUUUAUCCAUAAAAAUGAGCUAGAAUAGAAAAUCGUCAAUUCGAAGUUACUUUCAAAUGACGAUUUAUUAUUUUUAUCCAUAAAAAUGAGCUAGAAUAGAAAAUCGUCAAUUCGAAGUUACUUUCAAAUGACGAUUCAUUAUUUUUAUCCAUAAAAAUGAGCUAGAAUAGAAAAUCGUCAAUUCGAAGUUACUUUCAAAUGACGAUUUAUUAUUUUUAUCCAUAAAAAUGAGCUAGAAUAGAAAAUCGUCAAUUCGAAGUUACUUUCAAAUGACGAUUUAUUAUUUUUCUCCAUAAAAAUGAGCUAGAAUAGAAAAUCGUCAAUUCGAAGUUACUUUCAAAUGACGAUUUAUUAUUUUUCUCCAUAAAAAUGAGCUAGAAUAGAAAAUCGUCAAUUCGAAGUUACUUUCAAAUGACGAUUUAUUAUUUUUAUCCAUAAAAAUGAGCUAGAAUAGAAAAUCGUCAAUUCGAAGUUACUUUCAAAUGACGAUUUAUUAUUUUUAUCCAUAAAAAUGAGCUAGAAUAGAAAAUCGUCAAUUCGAAGUUACUUUCAAAUGACGAUUCAUUAUUUUUAUCCAUAAAAAUGAGCUAGAAUAGAAAAUCGUCAAUUCGAAGUUACUUUCAAAUGACGAUUUAUUAUUUUUAUCCAUAAAAAUGAGCUAGAAUAGAAAAUCGUCAAUUCGAAGUUACUUUCAAAUGACGAUUUAUUAUUUUUCUCCAUAAAAAUGAGCUAGAAUAGAAAAUCGUCAAUUCGAAGUUACUUUCAAAUGACGAUUUAUUAUUUUUAUCCAUAAAAAUGAGCUAGAAUAGAAAAUCGUCAAUUCGAAGUUACUUUCAAAUGACGAUUUAUUAUUUUUAUCCAUAAAAAUGAGCUAGAAUAGAAAAUCGUCAAUUCGAAGUUACUUUCAAAUGACGAUUCAUUAUUUUUAUCCAUAAAAAUGAGCUAGAAUAGAAAAUCGUCAAUUCGAAGUUACUUUCAAAUGACGAUUUAUUAUUUUUAUCCAUAAAAAUGAGCUAGAAUAGAAAAUCGUCAAUUCGAAGUUACUUUCAAAUGACGAUUUAUUAUUUUUAUCCAUAAAAAUGAGCUAGAAUAGAAAAUCGUCAAUUCGAAGUUACUUCCAAAUGACGAUUUAUUAUUUUUAUCCAUAAAAAUGAGCUAGAAUAGAAAAUCGUCAAUUCGAAGUUACUUUCAAAUGACGAUUUAUUAUUUUUAUCCAUAAAAAUGAGCUAGAAUAGAAAAUCGUCAAUUCGAAGUUACUUUCAAAUGACGAUUUAUUAUUUUUAUCCAUAAAAAUGAGCUAGAAUAGAAAAUCGUCAAUUCGAAGUUACUUCCAAAUGACGAUUUAUUAUUUUUAUCCAUAAAAAUGAGCUAGAAUAGAAAAUCGUCAAUUCGAAGUUACUUCCAAAUGACGAUUUAUUAUUUUUAUCCAUAAAAAUGAGCUAGAAUAGAAAAUCGUCAAUUCGAAGUUACUUCCAAAUGACGAUUUAUUAUUUUUAUCCAUAAAAAUGAGCUAGAAUAGAAAAUCGUCAAUUCGAAGUUACUUUCAAAUGACGAUUUAUUAUUUUUAUCCAUAAAAAUGAGCUAGAAUAGAAAAUCGUCAAUUCGAAGUUACUUCCAAAUGACGAUUUAUUAUUUUUAUCCAUAAAAAUGAGCUAGAAUAGAAAAUCGUGAAUUAGAAGUUACUUUCAAAUGACGAUUUAUUAUUUUUAUCCAUAAAAAUGAGCUAGAAUAGAAAAUCGUCAAUUCGAAGUUACUUUCAAAUGACGAUUUAUUAUUUUUAUCCAUAAAAAUGAGCUAGAAUAGAAAAUCGUCAAUUCGAAGUUACUUUCAAAUGACGAUUCAUUAUUUUUAUCCAUAAAAAUGAGCUAGAAUAGAAAAUCGUCAAUUCGAAGUUACUUUCAAAUGACGAUUUAUUAUUUUUAUCCAUAAAAAUGAGCUAGAAUAGAAAAUCGUCAAUUCGAAGUUACUUCCAAAUGACGAUUUAUUAUUUUUAUCCAUAAAAAUGAGCUAGAAUAGAAAAUCGUCAAUUCGAAGUUACUUUCAAAUGACGAUUUAUUAUUUUUAUCCAUAAAAAUGAGCUAGAAUAGAAAAUCGUCAAUUCGAAGUUACUUUCAAAUGACGAUUUAUUAUUUUUAUCCAUAAAAAUGAGCUAGAAUAGAAAAUCGUCAAUUCGAAGUUACUUCCAAAUGACGAUUUAUUAUUUUUAUCCAUAAAAAUGAGCUAGAAUAGAAAAUCGUCAAUUCGAAGUUACUUCCAAAUGACGAUUUAUUAUUUUUAUCCAUAAAAAUGAGCUAGAAUAGAAAAUCGUCAAUUCGAAGUUACUUCCAAAUGACGAUUUAUUAUUUUUAUCCAUAAAAAUGAGCUAGAAUAGAAAAUCGUCAAUUCGAAGUUACUUUCAAAUGACGAUUUAUUAUUUUUAUCCAUAAAAAUGAGCUAGAAUAGAAAAUCGUCAAUUCGAAGUUACUUCCAAAUGACGAUUUAUUAUUUUUAUCCAUAAAAAUGAGCUAGAAUAGAAAAUCGUGAAUUAGAAGUUACUUUCAAAUGACGAUUUAUUAUUUUUAUCCAUAAAAAUGAGCUAGAAUAGAAAAUCGUCAAUUCGAAGUUACUUUCAAAUGACGAUUUAUUAUUUUUAUCCAUAAAAAUGAGCUAGAAUAGAAAAUCGUCAAUUCGAAGUUACUUUCAAAUGACGAUUCAUUAUUUUUAUCCAUAAAAAUGAGCUAGAAUAGAAAAUCGUCAAUUCGAAGUUACUUUCAAAUGACGAUUUAUUAUUUUUAUCCAUAAAAAUGAGCUAGAAUAGAAAAUCGUCAAUUCGAAGUUACUUCCAAAUGACGAUUUAUUAUUUUUAUCCAUAAAAAUGAGCUAGAAUAGAAAAUCGUCAAUUCGAAGUUACUUCCAAAUGACGAUUUAUUAUUUUUAUCCAUAAAAAUGAGCUAGAAUAGAAAAUCGUCAAUUCGAAGUUACUUCCAAAUGACGAUUUAUUAUUUUUAUCCAUAAAAAUGAGCUAGAAUAGAAAAUCGUCAAUACGAAGUUACUUUCAAAUGACGAUUUAUUAUUUUUAUCCAUAAAAAUGAGCUAGAAUAGAAAAUCGUCAAUUCGAAGUUACUUUCAAAUGACGAUUUAUUAUUUUUAUCCAUAAAAAUGAGCUAGAAUAGAAAAUCGUCAAUUCGAAGUUACUUCCAAAUGACGAUUUAUUAUUUUUAUCCAUAAAAAUGAGCUAGAAUAGAAAAUCGUCAAUUCGAAGUUACUUUCAAAUGACGAUUUAUUAUUUUUAUCCAUAAAAAUGAGCUAGAAUAGAAAAUCGUCAAUUCGAAGUUACUUCCAAAUGACGAUUUAUUAUUUUUAUCCAUAAAAAUGAGCUAGAAUAGAAAAUCGUGAAUUAGAAGUUACUUUCAAAUGACGAUUUAUUAUUUUUAUCCAUAAAAAUGAGCUAGAAUAGAAAAUCGUCAAUUCGAAGUUACUUUCAAAUGACGAUUUAUUAUUUUUAUCCAUAAAAAUGAGCUAGAAUAGAAAAUCGUCAAUUCGAAGUUACUUUCAAAUGACGAUUUAUUAUUUUUAUCCAUAAAAAUGAGCUAGAAUAGAAAAUCGUCAAUUCGAAGUUACUUUCAAAUGACGAUUUAUUAUUUUUAUCCAUAAAAAUGAGCUAGAAUAGAAAAUCGUCAAUUCGAAGUUACUUUCAAAUGACGAUUUAUUAUUUUUAUCCAUAAAAAUGAGCUAGAAUAGAAAAUCGUCAAUUCGAAGUUACUUUCAAAUGACGAUUUAUUAUUUUUAUCCAUAAAAAUGAGCUAGAAUAGAAAAUCGUCAAUUCGAAGUUACUUUCAAAUGACGAUUUAUUAUUUUUAUCCAUAAAAAUGAGCUAGAAUAGAAAAUCGUCAAUUCGAAGUUACUUCCAAAUGACGAUUUAUUAUUUUUAUCCAUAAAAAUGAGCUAGAAUAGAAAAUCGUCAAUUCGAAGUUACUUUCAAAUGACGAUUUAUUAUUUUUAUCCAUAAAAAUGAGCUAGAAUAGAAAAUCGUCAAUUCGAAGUUACUUCCAAAUGACGAUUUAUUAUUUUUAUCCAUAAAAAUGAGCUAGAAUAGAAAAUCGUCAAUUCGAAGUUACUUUCAAAUGACGAUUUAUUAUUUUUAUCCAUAAAAAUGAGCUAGAAUAGAAAAUCGUCAAUUCGAAGUUACUUCCAAAUGACGAUUUAUUAUUUUUAUCCAUAAAAAUGAGCUAGAAUAGAAAAUCGUCAAUUCGAAGUUACUUUCAAAUGACGAUUUAUUAUUUUUAUCCAUAAAAAUGAGCUAGAAUAGAAAAUCGUCAAUUCGAAGUUACUUUCAAAUGACGAUUUAUUAUUUUUAUCCAUAAAAAUGAGCUAGAAUAGAAAAUCGUCAAUUCGAAGUUACUUUCAAAUGACGAUUUAUUAUUUUUAUCCAUAAAAAUGAGCUAGAAUAGAAAAUCGUCAAUUCGAAGUGACGAUUUAUUAUUUUUAUCCAUAAAAAUGAGCUAGAAUAGAAAAUCGUCAAUUCGAAGUUACUUUCAAAUGACGAUUUAUUAUUUUUAUCCAUAAAAAUGAGCUAGAAUAGAAAAUCGUCAAUUCGAAGUUACUUUCAAAUGACGAUUUAUUAUUUUUAUCCAUAAAAAUGAGCUAGAAUAGAAAAUCGUCAAUUCGAAGUUACUUCCAAAUGACGAUUUAUUAUUUUUAUCCAUAAAAAUGAGCUAGAAUAGAAAAUCGUCAAUUCGAAGUUACUUCCAAAUGACGAUUUAUUAUUUUUAUCCAUAAAAAUGAGCUAGAAUAGAAAAUCGUCAAUUCGAAGUUACUUUCAAAUGACGAUUUAUUAUUUUUAUCCAUAAAAAUGAGCUAGAAUAGAAAAUCGUCAAUUCGAAGUUACUUCCAAAUGACGAUUUAUUAUUUUUAUCCAUAAAAAUGAGCUAGAAUAGAAAAUCGUCAAUUCGAAGUUACUUCCAAAUGACGAUUUAUUAUUUUUAUCCAUAAAAAUGAGCUAGAAUAGAAAAUCGUCAAUUCGAAGUUACUUUCAAAUGACGAUUUAUUAUUUUUAUCCAUAAAAAUGAGCUAGAAUAGAAAAUCGUGAAUUCGAAGUUACUUUCAAAUGACGAUUUAUUAUUUUUAUCCAUAAAAAUGAGCUAGAAUAGAAAAUCGUGAAUUCGAAGUUACUUCCAAAUGACGAUUUAUUAUUUUUAUCCAUAAAAAUGAGCUAGAAUAGAAAAUCGUCAAUUCGAAGUUACUUUCAAAUGACGAUUUAUUAUUUUUAUCCAUAAAAAUGAGCUAGAAUAGAAAAUCGUCAAUUCGAAGUUACUUUCAAAUGACGAUUUAUUAUUUUUAUCCAUAAAAAUGAGCUAGAAUAGAAAAUCGUCAAUUCGAAGUUACUUUCAAAUGACGAUUUAUUAUUUUUAUCCAUAAAAAUGAGCUAGAAUAGAAAAUCGUCAAUUCGAAGUUACUUUCAAAUGACGAUUUAUUAUUUUUAUCCAUAAAAAUGAGCUAGAAUAGAAAAUCGUGAAUUCGAAGUUACUUCCAAAUGACGAUUUAUUAUUUUUAUCCAUAAAAAUGAGCUAGAAUAGAAAAUCGUCAAUUCGAAGUUACUUUCAAAUGACGAUUUAUUAUUUUUAUCCAUAAAAAUGAGCUAGAAUAGAAAAUCGUCAAUUCGAAGUUACUUUCAAAUGACGAUUUAUUAUUUUUAUCCAUAAAAAUGAGCUAGAAUAGAAAAUCGUGAAUUAGAAGUUACUUCCAAAUGACGAUUUAUUAUUUUUAUCCAUAAAAAUGAGCUAGAAUAGAAAAUCGUGAAUUAGAAGUUACUUCCAAAUGACGAUUUAUUAUUUUUAUCCAUAAAAAUGAGCUAGAAUAGAAAAUCGUGAAAAAUUUAAAUAGAAUGAAAAUGUUUUUCUUGAUUAUUUUCCCCACUUUUCCAAUUCCUCAUUUUCAGCUGUAAUUCGUCACCCAAAAAAACCGAAUUCCGGUAACCGUAAAUGUGCAAUUGUGCGAUUAUCAACUGGAGCUGAAGUGUGUGCAUAUAUUCCGAAUGUCGGUCAUAAUCUUCAAGAACAUUCACAAGUUUUGGUUCGCGGUGGUCGAAGACGUGAUUUGAUUUCGGUUAAAGCUAAUAUUGUUCGCGGAAAAUUCGAUUGUGCUCCAGCUGGUGGACGAAAAUAA